Messenger RNA from Penaeus monodon (black tiger shrimp), 3782 nucleotides. RefSeq lists its product as uncharacterized. NCBI's taxonomy places the organism in Eukaryota, Metazoa, Arthropoda, Malacostraca, Decapoda, Penaeidae. The record is from RefSeq and is a predicted model, not a curated record. The transcript is spliced from 6 exons. The coding region runs from base 163 to 2208 and encodes 681 amino acids.
UAAUUGCUUAUAAUAUCUGUUACAGAAUUAAAGAAAACACGUGACGAGGAGACCUAUAAACAUUUUAGAUACCGAUAUUUACACAUGAUCUUGGGAAGAGCAAGAAGGCACUAAUUGUUCUGAGGACAAAUAGGAAGCAUAAUAUAGAAGAAAAUACCCGGAAUGAACUGGGUUGGAGGAGUUAGGUGUCGUGUUCUGUUGAAGGAGGAGGAACGUAGACGGCAGGAACAGUUUUUUGCAGCUCGUGCUUCUUCCAAGAUCAAAAACAGUGGUAGGAAGACUAUACAGAAGGCAGAAAAGGAGAAUACUAAUGCAAAGGCUGUGGUACACAUAAAGUCUAGGUCAAACUGCCACCAAAGGAAAAAUGAACAGGUCAUAUACCAUCGUCUUCAGCAAGGUGGUCCACCUUCACAGUUAAAACACCAGGAGCAAUCCUCAGACCUUACACCUGGGAUUCCUGUAAGUGGCAGAAAUAGGACCGAAAAACAAGGCCUCCCGGGUGCUGCUGCAUUAGAUGUUUUUUGGGGCAAAAAGAGUACUUCCGUAAAAAUCAUUCCUGGAUCCAUUCACUGUCCAUUUUCUAAAUACUUAUUACAGCUUGAGGUUCAAGGCAUUGAGAACAAGUUAAGAGAGCAGAACAUGAUAAGGACUGAAUCUAAAAGGCUGGAUAAGUCCAUACAAUGUCUGACUGAACUUAAUGUCAGCAGUGGGAAGGAAGAAAGAGAUAAGGAUAAUAGACAGAAAGAGCAGAAUGCAGGGAAGAAACGAGGGCAGCAAGCUAUCAGCAUUCAGGAAAUGUUGAUCAUAGUUUUCCUUCUCAGAGAAAAACACCAGAAUCAGAUAGUUAUGGAUGACUCAAACCACCAGAAAUAUGUUUCAAAAGUCAGAUUCAAUGAAACUGAGAAACUGAGUGAAAGAAAUAUAAAAAAUGGAAGAAGGAAGAUAGAUAAGCAUGGAUAUUCGUGUUCUAAAAAGGAUACAUUUUUAAAUAUUGAAGCCUAUAGCAAGGCUGUAGGAAAUGUUAGUGGCACCAAAGACUGGAAAAACAUUCACAGAAAAGGAAAGCUUAUUGCUAGUUCAAGUUGUGUAAAUGGAGGGAGAGGAAGUAAGUUGGCUAGCACUGACAAGAGGAAAAUUAUGAGUGAGGUAAAAAGAAAGGAAUCAAGUUCUGUACCAAGCUUGCUGAAUGGUGCACCACGUUUACGACAAAUAUUGACUCUUAGUCCAGCUUGUCACAAAGGACAAAUAUGGAUACCUUUAAAAUUACCGUAUCAAGACAUUGACACCAACAGUUCUGGUAAAGCAUUCAGUCAAGAUGGCCAUGAUGAUAAAGAUGUAGGUAAAGCCUCACAUUUCAAGACAAAAAGUAAUGAGAGCAUUCAGUCUCAUGAAAAUGAGAGUAAUUGUAAAUCAGUUUUGUCUCAAAAGCAACAAGAAAAUCACAGGACAUCAGGCACAAACAAAGAAGAGGAGAACCGUCUGGAUAUGUUCAUAGGGAAAUGUACAAAGUUACUGCCAGAGUUGUCACAUAGUGCAGAGUCAUCUAUAGAAAUUAGUAAACAAGUACAGAAGUGUAAUCUUACAUUUGGUAAGCAAGAAAAACACCAAGAAUCCUUCAAGUUACACCCUAGACUUGUCACAUACAUAACUGAUGAAAAUGACAAACAGUUUUCAGGAGAGAAAAACAUCAUGGGUAAUGAAGAUUUUUCUGCUUGCACCCAAAAAAAUCAGAAGAGAGAACUACACUACAUUUACAAGGAUAAUACUAUUUUAUCUGAUGAAGAAUCACAGAAAACACCAACUUCUACCAGAGGUAGGCUUAGAUUCAGUGAUUUCACUCGUAAUGUGUAUGAAGUUGAAAGUGGUUUGAGCUUUGCCCGAAAUAGGAAAGACAAGACACCAUACCUAGAUAAAUCUAUCCCCACACCCUGGAGAUCCCAGACCUGUGCACAAACCCCAGGAGGAAGCAGUGGAAAAUCAUCCUCCAGAACUCCAACAGAUCCUAUUUUUGACAGAUCCUUGGAAGAUCCCUUUGAGACACAGGGAGACCCUGGAGCAUGUGAAGUAACUGAAGGGAACAUUAGCAUUGCUAAGAGCCAAGAAAAGGCAACUUGUAAGGCAGCCCAUGACAUUCCAGCAAACAGUGAAAAUGUUUACAUAAGUGGUAAAAAUUUGGAAUCGGGAAUAAGUCAUAAUACUCGACAGUGAGUCCAACCAAAGGCAGUGUAAUGUCACUUCACCUAAUGUCAGACAGCAAAAUAUGCCAGUGAAUGAUAUUAAAAGAAAAUGAGAAACAGAGAUUUGCUGUGCUAGUAUAAUGUCACGUGUAGAAGUACCACAAAACACUCGGAUUUGUGGAAAGUUAAAUCAGUCAUAUGUUGAUAAGGAAGAUGGCAAUAUAGUGAGUAAGAAUGGAGAACAAAGAAACAUGCCAGCUGAUCAGUCAUAUCCAUUAAAUGAUUCAUCAAGUCAACCAGAAUAUUUGUAUGAAGUUAAAAGAAAAAAAAGCUCCUCAAUAAAGGACUAGUGAAUUGUUGGCAAAGAACUCAAACAAGCUAAAAGAUUAUCCCAGUCUAGGCUUUGCUUUGGGCAGAACACAAGAUCUGGUUGAGCACUUAUUUUUCAAAACACUGGACUGUUCUCUGAUAGUGACAUAUCUGCAUCACAGGAAGAGAUUUAAAAAGUUGAGAGCCAUCUGAUAGCAGAUGAGAGUACAAGGAAAGGCCACAUGAAAAUGAACCAUUGGGAAGGAAGCCAAACAGGUCCCACUCAUAUGGAAAAGGUCCAUUAUAAAGUGCAGAAUGCUACAGAGAGUCAAAGAUAUAUGAACAACUCAGUUGUUAAAACAAAUGAGAAGGGGUAGAUAGUGUAGUGUUGUAAGAAGUGUAGGUGUAGUAAAAUGAGAUUAUGUGAAGGAUUCUGUAAUCUCUGGCCCAUCUGAAAUAAACAAAACAAAACUUUCCACUGUGAAUCAGUCAUCUGUAAAUCCUGUUGGAGAGCUUUACAUAUCUUCCACCCCAAAGCAACAGCUGAAUGUAGCUUUCACCCCAUAAAUGAAGAUGCCUCAAAGGUACAGCACAUUCUGAUUAAUAAUGACCCAAAGAUUCAACUAUCUUCAGACAAAGCUAAGAGAAAGCACCUUGAUAGCAUAGAGGACAGAGAUAUUAGAGAGCUAGAAGUAGGUAUAUCUGUGAUUCUUAGUAAGAAAAAUGGCACAGAAAUUCCCUGUGUGGAUGGUAAAUGUCAGUCCAAUGACUUUACCCUUAUUGAAAUAGGUUAUAGUAGUUCCUCUGUUAAUUUUUUUGAUCUUGUUAAAAACUGCCAGUUGGCUGCAGCAACAGAAUGUGUUGUAGGUAAUAUUGGCAUAGAUAAGUACUUAAAUACACCAAAAAAGUGACCACAAGAAAAUAGUGAAGUAGGUGGAUUGUAGUCAGUAUUUAGAUACAUAAACUUGAAAUUCAUGAGAAAAUUUAACAAGCUGAGGAUUUAUGGCUUUUGAGGUAAUGUGCUACAGGCAAGAAGAUAGAGAAAUCCAUAUUUAGAACAGUAGUAAGAAUAUAUUUUAGGACAAAGUUUUGCAAAGAACAGAAGUUAAAUCUGCAGAUGCAGCUUAUGUUGAAAUAUAUACAAUGUAUUGUCUCAUAUCUUUAUUUCUUAUAAGGAUUUUUUUUGUAUUUUGUCAUCAGUAUAUUAUAACUCAGUUUUAUACACACCACUGUAGCAAUAUGAAAUUUUCUCCCUGUAAGACAUCAACAAACUCAGAUUAAAAAUUAAAAUGAUAA